AUGGAGGCGGAGCUGCAGCAGUUGGCGACGCUGCUGGAGGUGGAGGCCGAGAAGCUGGCGCCGCUGAGCUCGAAACAGGACGCUUGGGUCAAGGCGCUUCGUCAGCUGGCGGAGCAGGCGGUGCGCAGCGGCAUCGACUACAGGACUCUAGGAGUGGGCUGGCACCACCCAGCCACCCGUCUGGGCUACCGCUCUUCGCACCGGUCCAUCACCUGCCCGGCCUCGCGCAAGCGCGCGGAGGAGUCGCGGCAGCGUUUGUUGCGGCUGGUGGAGGAGGGCAGCUCCGGGCGCGUUUCUGGCGAGGACGCGGAGCGGAAACUGGUGGACGCCUUCCUCCUAGAGAUUGGCGCCAGUUCGAAAGUCGCCGAAGCGGCGACCUUUCGGGGUGUGUGUGACGCCCUGGAGGCGGAGCUGGUGCUACCGCUGCGUGCGCUCAACGAGGCAGAGCUGGCCAGGACGAUGCAAGGGCAGCCGCUGCCCAAGGAGGCUAUGCGCGGGAAGAUUCAGGAGCUCACGCGCGCGGCGCUGGGGGGCCCCGGGGCCUUCCGGCGAUGGCGCUACGGCAGCGCCGCGGGCGCCGAGCAGCUCCGGGGCCUCUCGGAGGAGCAGGUGAAGAGCUGGCAGAAGCCCACGUGCCUGGAGCACACCCGGUCUACCGGCCGCUUCUUCACCCAUGAGGAUCGCAGCGAGUUGGGCUUCUUUUGGGCCACAAAGAUUGGAGGCCCCUCCCACGGCUUCGAUUUCGAGACCCAGUGCAUUUUGCCGCUUCUGGCCAACGCCAGGCACAAGGUGAUCCUCCUGAGCGACCCCGCCUUCCAGCAUCACCCGGUGGGCCGCGCCCACUGGCGCCUGCUGUGGUCUGUGGGCCCAUACCCUGACGGGGCGCCUGGUGCUGCCGGCUCCCCAGAGCCACGGCUCUGGCUAGAGGCGGUCAACGCAGAUUUCGAGGCGUCGGUGCAAACCGACGGCUGGGAGGUGGCAUUUCUCAUCCACGCCAUGUCCAAAGCUGACGCGAUGAAUGUGCCCCUCUCUGUGGAUCCAGGCCUGGCGGACCUGCUGCAAAGGAUCAUCGACCACCACGCGUGCUCCCACGACGUGGUUGAGGUCUCGGAGCGGAUCCUGCUGCGGCCCAGCCACGCCAUCGUGGAAGCCUCGGAUUACCUAAGCUACGAGCACGACUGGGUGCAGGAGGAUGAGGAGAUCACGCACCCCAUUGCGCGGGCGCUGUACCUGCCGGGCCGGAAGCGACACCUGGAGGAAUGA
This is a messenger RNA of Effrenium voratum, 1263 nucleotides long. Lineage: Eukaryota; Dinophyceae; Suessiales; Symbiodiniaceae. The record is from the annotation of a GenBank genome assembly.